Messenger RNA from Plasmodium berghei ANKA, 5196 nucleotides. Its product is annotated as conserved protein, unknown function. The record is from RefSeq and is a predicted model, not a curated record. The coding region runs from base 1 to 5196 and encodes 1731 amino acids. The transcript has a single exon. NCBI's taxonomy places the organism in Eukaryota, Apicomplexa, Aconoidasida, Haemosporida, Plasmodiidae.
AUGACGAAUAAAAUUUGGAGAUAUAUGACUGUUGUUAUUAUUAUUAUAUUUCAAUUUUUUGAAAAAUAUGAUGGAAUAAAAUUGAAAAGACUUUAUGAUUAUUUUAAUUUUAUUCAACCAAUUAAGAUUGAUGGAUAUUCAAGAUACCAAUUAAAUAAUAAUUUUCAAAAUGUGAAAAUAAAAAAUAAACGAGAUAGAAUAACAACGGUAGGCCCUAUUGAAUGGAAUAUUUAUAUUUCUGAAAAUGACGAAAAUGGUGAGUUGGUUAUAAAUCAAAAUAAAGCAAAUCACAAUACUGAAAUAGAAAAGGAAUCUACACAAAAAAAUGAAUUUUUAAAUGGUGAAAUAUUAAAUGAAGAAGAAAUAAACGAACAUAUGCGAUUUCAACAAUGGAGUGAUAGUAUAAUUUAUUCAGAGGGAAAUGACUUUUAUUAUGAUAUUGAAAAUAAAUGUGUAAAUACAAAAAAUUAUAAAAAAAUUAAUCAAGUUAAUACAACAUUUUAUAAAAAAGAAUUAUCUUUAAAUAACACAUCUAUAAAGCUUAUCCCUUUUAAUACAAAAAAAAAUGAAGAACACAAAUUAAAUUAUGAUAUGUAUGAUAAUAACAAGGAAAAAAAUAAUAAAAAUAAUUUUGUAUCUAUUUCUAAAAAUGGAUCAAAAGAAAUAAUUUUAAAUGAAGAUGAAGUAAAACAACUAUCAGAUAUUGAAUGCACAAAAAAAAAAAAUAAUUUUUUUCCAAAAAAAUCAUUAUAUAGUUCUAUAUAUAUUGGAAAAGAUGGUUUUAACGAUUUUCUUGAAAAAGGAAUAGAUUCAAUAAAAAUGAGUCUAAAUAAAUAUUUAAACUCUUUUUAUGAAAAUAAUUUAGAAAUAAAUUUAAAUGAUAAAAUAUAUAUCAUGUUUAUAUUGAAAUAUACAAAAAGUUAUAUAUUAGACAUAAUAUACAAAACUUUUCAAAUAAAGCAACUUAAUGAAUUAGAAAUUGAAAAUGAUAUGAAUGUAUAUCCCGAAAAAAAUAAUAACAAUAGUAAAAAACUUAUGAAUAGUGAAGUAUAUUUAGAUAUGCUAUCAGAGUAUGAAGAAAUCUUAAAUAUAUUAACCGAAUUUUUUAACAAAAUAAAUGAUAUGUUUAAAAUAAAUGAAAAAGAAUUAAUAGAAUAUUUAAAAAAAAAAAAAAAUAUCAUAAAUUAUUCUACUCCAUAUAUAUUAAAAAGUGAUGAAGAAACAGAAAAACACAUUAAAAAUAUGUGGACAUUUUUUAAUUGUAAUAUAUUUAAUAAUGAAUUACCUAAUUUUGAUUUUAUUAAAUUUUAUUGGAUAAAUAGUAAAAUAGAUGAUUUAUUAAAUAUUCCAAAUAUGAAAACAUAUAAUAUAACUAACCAAGAUUUUAUAAAUUUACCAAGCAUUUUAUUAUGCCCAGCAUUAAGAACCUCUCCUAUUUUACUAAAUUAUACAAUAUUAAAAAUUAUGUACGAAUAUUACAAAUUAAUAUAUAUAGAUAUUUUACCAUUUAAUCAAGUUAAAAACUAUAAAAAAAUAAAUAAAUUCGAUCCAAUAAAACAACAAAUUAUUAAAUAUGUUCAUGGUGUAUCUGGAUUAUUAGAAAAUAUUGAUUUCUAUUUUUAUGUUCCUAAUUUAGGAGAUUUAAAUUUAACUCCAGAUCAAUCUGCAACUUUUUUUUCUUAUAUAAAAAAUAUGACACAAAAUAAAGAUACUGCUUUAUAUAAUAUGGAAUAUAACAAAUAUAUUAAUUUUGAUGAUAAUAUUCACCCCUAUACACAAAUACAAAAAGAAAAACUAACAAACAAUGAAAGUUUUGUAGCUGACGAUUUAGUUAUUCUUCUUCUCAAAUCCAAAACAAUUAAUGAUAUAAAUAAAGCUAUAAAAAUAGUACAAAAUUUGUAUAUAAAAAAAAAUGUAAAUUUAUUAUGGGGUGAACAUGCUUAUCCAGAAUUAAAUAACAAUCAUAAAGAUGAAAAUGAAAAUAACACACUUCAAAAGUUUCGCAUUCCUUUAAAUGAAUUUUCAGCAUCCCUUUUUUUAUGUGAUAUAAAUAAUUCAAUUAAAUAUUUAACGCAAGGAAUAGAUAAAUUAAAAGAACUCACAGAAUUUGAUUUGACAUUUGUUCAUAACGCUUUAGCAAAUGCUUGCCUAGAAUUUUUACAUGACAGUGGCAAUGAAAAUGAAAAUGUUGAAGAUAUGUUAAAAAAAUAUGAAAAAAAUGAAAAAGUUGAAACUACUAAUAAUAUUAUGGCAUUACAAAUGAUGGUUGUUUUAGGAGAAUUGUUUAGAAAUAUUAGAAAAAUGAGAUCUAAAGAAAAAUAUUUUUUUAAACAAAUUUUACAAACUGAUGUAUUAAUAGAUAUUUAUAAAAAUACAAGUAUAUAUGACGAAAACAUGAAUAUAAACACAAUUGAUAAUGUUAUUAAGAAUAUUAAAAUUGAAUAUCCUAUUAAUAAAAAUAUAAUUUUAUCAAAUAUAAAUAAAGAAAAUGAGGAAUCAAAUAUUACAGGGAAGGACAGAGAAGAUGUAGGAUAUUACUUUUUAAAUUAUUAUACAAAAAAAUUAUUUCGAUUUGAUUUACCAAAUAAUAUAGUUAUCAAAUAUACAGAUGAUAUAUAUGGAUUAAGCUUUUCGGAUUAUAAUUAUGAUUAUAUAAAUAACGAUAUAAUAAUAUAUAUUAACAAUAAUGUAAAUAAUUCAUUAUUAUUAUCUAGAAUUAUUUUAGAUGAAUGUUUAAAUAUUUAUGAAAAAUAUACUACUUAUAUUCAUAAAUUUGGUAGUAAUACAGAUAGUAAAACAAUAAAAGACGCCAAAAAAAAAAAUGAAAUUAAUUUGAAAAAUUCUAAUAACUCUAAAGAUACUAAUCAAAUUGAAGAAUUUCAUACUGAUCAUAUUCAAAAUAAAGAAAAUAGUGAACUUGACAUUCCAUUAGAUGCAAAAAAUUAUACUGAGGAAACUAUCGAUCCUAGUAAUGUAAAUCUUGACAAUAUAAAAGAAGUACAAAAUAUUGAUAUUGAAAAUGGUCAGGAUUUGAAAAACGACGAAACAAUUCCUGACAAUGUUACUGAUGAAUUCGAUGAUGAACAAGUAGACAUUUUUAACUAUUCAAAAAUAAACAAAAUUAAACAAUUUAUUCGAUUUAUUAUCGAAUAUAAUAAUUGGCCAUUUUUUAUGGACGAAUUGAUGAAUCUAGAAUAUUAUUUAAAUCAAGAUGAAAUAAAAAAGAUUGGAAAUACAGAAGAAUACGAUAAUAAUUUAAAUAUUUUUUAUAUGAAAUUAAAAAAUGCAAAUAUCGAUCAAAAUAGAAUCAUGGAAAUAUUAACUAAUUCAAUAAAGCGUGACGAUCCUAAAAAAAUAUGGGAUCAAAAUAAAAUCCCAAUUAAACAUAUCACUUCUGCAAUAUAUACAAAUAAUUAUAUAAAUAUUUAUAAUGUAUUUUCAAAGGGUAUUAACAAAUUAUUAAAAUUAGAUAUUAAUGAUGUAGACUUUAUUAUGAACAAGUGCAAAUAUGCUUGUGAAAUUGUUUAUUAUAAAAGAUUAGAAGAAAUAAAAUCACUAAAUAAUAAUUUGUUAUUUACUAUGUAUAAUGAAAAUUUAAGUUGUAUAGAAUAUUUUUUUGAUAAAUUAAAAGAAAAAAUAAUUUUAAUAUCUUUAGUAAAAACAGAAAACGUGUUUGAUACAUUAAUAAAAUUAAUAUCUGAUAUAUUUCCAAACAAAGCAAAUACAGAAAUAGAAAUGAAUAAUAAAAAUUCUCCAAAAACAAAAGACCAAAUUAAUGAAUUGAUUUUUUUAAGAGAAUCCAAAUGUAAUAAUAAUCGAGGUGCAUUUACCAAUUCAAUAAAUAGAAAAGUAGUCACAAAUAAUCUGUUUCAAUUUUUUAAUAAAGAAAUAUUUGGAAAUAAAAUAAACAAAAAUGUCCAAAUCGAAUUUGUCAAAGAUUACAAAUUCUUAUCGAGCCAUGCAAAUUUUAUAAACACUUUUGAACAUUCUAAAAUAUUUAUUAAUGAUAAUGUUUAUUCAAUAAAUGUUUUAUCUAAUAUAUUAUUAAAAGAAAUGUCAGAAAUUUUCUAUUUUUAUAAUAAUAAUCAAAUAGAAAAUGAAAAUAAAUUAUACUUAAAAAAUAAUUUCAAUAGUUUAUAUCUAUCCACCAUAUUUAAACAUUCAAAAAAUUUUGAAAAAUAUGAAACAACUCAAACUUUUGAUUUUGGAGAAAAAAUAAGUACAUCCAAAAGUGAACAUAAGAAUGAAAUAGACAAUGAAAUGACAGAACUAGAACUUACGGAUAUGAAUAAGGUAGAACUAGAAAAGAACGAAUUAGACAUGAAAUGUUUAAUAAAUCGAAUAGCAAAAUAUAACCAUGAAGAAAUAUUCAAAGAAAUAAUGGAAUAUAGAAAAGCCAAAUAUAAUGAUAAUGCAGAAAUACAAAAAUGCCUUGAAGAAUAUUUAUAUACAUAUGAAAAAGUAAAUUUUUUAAGAUAUGGAAAUAAAAAUGAUAAAAAAAAUGAUAAAGAAAAAAAUGAUGAAGAAAAAAAUGAUGCAGAAUUUGAACCAAUAGAUAUAAAAACAAUAUAUCUAAAUUAUAUGUAUAAAUAUAUACAAUAUAUGAUAAAAAAAAAAGAACUACCAAUAUCUUUUAAUAGUAUAAAUGAAGAAUGGAUUAAUUCAUUAACUGAAUUGGAAAAUCAAAAAAUUUUAUCAUAUUCAACAAAAAAUUGUAGUGAGCAUCUAUAUGACUUGUUAAUAAAUAGCAAUGCUUGUUCACCAAAAAGAGCUUUAGAAAUUUUAGAAAAAAGCUUAGAAUAUUCUUUUGAAAAAAAUGAACAUAAUGAAUUAAUGGAUGGAUUAACUGAAACGACAAUCUCAAGAAGUGAAGAUAAAGAUGCUAUAAAAAAUUUUGAUGAAUUUGUUAUAUGGAUAAAUAAAAAUAAAAAAAAAAAUUUCGAAUUACCACAAAAUACAGAUUUGUUGAAUAAACCUGAAUCAGAUAAUAUAAAAGAGGACAUACAACAAGUUAUAGAUCAAUAUAAUUCAAUUUAUGAUAUAUCCCCAAAUAAAAAUAUAGAUCCUAAUAAUGUUACUAUAGAUAAUUUAAAAGAUAUUGUAAAAAAACAUAAUAUAUCAAAGGAAGAUAUACAAGCAGCUAUUAGCCAGUUGGAUAUGCCCCCUGAUUUUGACAUUGACUCGUUAUACAAAUAA